UUAAUAGAUAAUUCUCCGCACCUCUGGCGGCUGCGGUUUGGGUACGAUACGUUCAUCCUGUCACUGGAGAUGAUCUGUCUGCAAUAACCUAAUUUGUGGUUCAAACAAAACAAAGAUGGAGACUUCACGGAUGACCCUGAACGUCGGUGGCCCGGGCUAUGGCAGUUUGUCCAAUCCCGGGUUUUCGAACAGUGUGGGUGGCACCGAGGCGGCACCGCUGCUGAUCCAAGAGCAUGAGCCGGAAACGCGUCAGGAAUGGCGACCUCUCACCAGGGAGCAGUUGGAAGAUGCAGCAGGAGGCGCGGGAUGGAGAAAGUUUCGCUUUUACCUGGUGUUGCUGUUCUGGCUCUCCUGGGUUGCAUUACUCGCCACGGCUAUCGCCAUCCUCGUGAUGACGCCCAAACCAGUGGCCCAGCCGCUCAAAUGGUGGCAGAAAUCCUUGUUCUACCAACUCCAGCCAGCCCUGGAGUUCGAUGCUACAAUGGAGCGAUCUGGGAACCUCAAUG
This is a messenger RNA of Boleophthalmus pectinirostris (great blue-spotted mudskipper), 506 nucleotides long. Its product is annotated as 4F2 cell-surface antigen heavy chain-like. Gene Ontology annotation, biological process: amino acid transport. The transcript is spliced from 2 exons. The record is from RefSeq and is a predicted model, not a curated record. The annotation marks the transcript as partial. Lineage: Eukaryota; Metazoa; Chordata; Actinopteri; Gobiiformes; Gobiidae.